This is a messenger RNA of Ilex paraguariensis (yerba mate), 175 nucleotides long. Lineage: Eukaryota; Viridiplantae; Streptophyta; Magnoliopsida; Aquifoliales; Aquifoliaceae. The record is from the annotation of a GenBank genome assembly.
AUGGCCAAGACUCGAGGGUCUUCAUUUGCGGCAUUGAAGCCAAGGGCUACUAUGAAAGAGAAAGGCAAGGGCAAGGUCACUCAGAGAGAUGGUGAGGCUGAACCCAAGGAGCCCGAGUCUAGGAAACGACAAAGGGCCAUUUAUGAGUCAACUAUUACAGAGAGGGUAGCCACUU